Astyanax mexicanus (Mexican tetra) is the source of this 647-nucleotide messenger RNA. RefSeq names its product ss18, like 2 (gene ss18l2). Gene Ontology annotation, cellular component: nucleus. NCBI's taxonomy places the organism in Eukaryota, Metazoa, Chordata, Actinopteri, Characiformes, Acestrorhamphidae. The coding region runs from base 245 to 553 and encodes 102 amino acids. The record is from RefSeq and is a predicted model, not a curated record. Gene Ontology annotation, biological process: positive regulation of transcription by RNA polymerase II. Gene Ontology annotation, molecular function: transcription coactivator activity. The transcript is spliced from 4 exons.
UUCCAGGGUUUUUGUACCAACCGCCUAGACAGCUCAGCCGAGUAAAAAACCCUGGGGUGGAUUUUUACUUUCUGGACCUGGGUUACCCACCUCUUCGGUGUUGUAUCAGCAGGAUAGUUAUAUCAGUGAGUAAACUCCUGAGGAAAAGACGGUCUGAGGAGAGGAUCUAGGGUUAUUUACUGAUCUGAGAUCAGAAUAACGGGUCUAGAACAGGUUAAUCUCUCCUGUAGGAUCAGAGAGGAGCAUGUCUGUGGUGUUUGUUCCGAAGAGACAGCGCGGGAAAGCUCAGAUCAACCAGGAGACGAUCCAGAGACUCCUGGAUGAGAACGACCAGCUUGUGAGAUGUAUAGCUGAGUAUAUGCAGAAAGGCAGAGCCACAGAAUGUGUUCAAUACCAGCAGAUCCUUCACAGAAACCUGGUUUAUUUAGGGACUAUAGCGGAUGCCAGUCCAGAUUUGCCCGAUUCUGCAGUGAAUUCUUGUGAAGAUGUGGCAACAGCGAAUCCAAACACAGAGGCUCCAGAAACUCCAGUUACUCCAGUUCAACCCAGCUGAGACCCAGCAGCUUAAAACGUUGUACUGUGUACAACAUUGUGUAUUUAUUACUGUUCCUUUGAUAAUAAAAUUAAUAAAAACUUUUCAUCCCUUA